CUUUAAUCAAUGGCCGUGGACUUCUCUCUGACUCUGACCUUGGAGCUUUCAUGGAGAAGCUCCGGAGAAGCUGCUGGUGUUCGGAGGUCGAUCCGGGAUCCGGAGAUGCUCUAAUUUCGCCCGGCCUCGAGCGAGGUGGCGACACCCCAGAAAAUCUAUCACUUGUCGCUCUGUCGCUCGCUCGGUCCAUCGAGUGAGUGAGUACGACUCGCUGACAUUCACUCGCGAGGGAAGGUCCGAGAUGAGAUGAAGGCCAGUUUAAAUCAUACUGAGCUGGUUGGUUGUGCGGGCCAUCCAUGGAGGCCCACUCUAUAGUCCCUUUUGCAACGAGACCGGUCCCUUUAUCGUCGAGAGAAAGAGCGAGAGACAGCCCUAUAGGUGCUCGCGAGGAGAGGAAAACGUGCUGUCGUCGAGCAGCUCGCUCCGUGCUCCACUAUCUUUCGUGUGAACGGGUGACAGAAGCUUCGAAUUCGACUGCUCGACUAUGCACCGAAGAAUGUCACGACGGGUUUCAGCCCCGGCGUGAGCAGCAAGGAGGAUGAAGAAUUCUAUUGUCGACCGUCGUGAAGGUCCAUAGACCUCACCCCUGGGUGGUGUCCAGCGAGGUGUGUGACAUGAGACGACGGCAGAGGGACAGUUGACAAAUCUCGGAACAUGGACUCUGAGGGGUUCCACAAUCUGUGAGCUGAGCUCGGGCUCAUUCAUGCUUCGGAGUCAUUGUUGUGGAGAGGCGGGCAGAUGAACGUCGUUUGGGGGACAGACCGAGAUCUCGUGGGAUGACAAGAGGACUGCCGCCGCAUGGAAGGAACGGCAGCAGAAGAGGAUCGUCGGAUUGGUGGAAGUGCUGGAUGAUGAUGGCGCUCCUCGUGCUUCAACACACGACGAGCGAGGUGUUCGGUGUAGCAGUAGACGAUGUACUUACCGAGGACAUGCCCGACAUACAGUGGGCCAUGAACGCCGCUCGUAGCCGCUUACUGGACCGAUCAUUCUCCAUGUUCUCCACAGGACCUCCAAGCCCGGACUCGGCACUUUCAACCAUUGCGACGGACCUUCCAGGCCCAGAGAGUCAAAUACUCCAGGAUUUCCGAAAGCUUAUAUCGAAGAGACCAUUUGGAGUACUGGACGACUGGAAUGUGGAGAGGGAGCCAAAUCACUGUAAGUGGACAGGAGUCGAGUGCAAUGAGCAGCAGCGGGUGACACGGUUGGAGCUGAGCAACGCUCAGCUGGACGGCACGAUUUCUCCUUCUCUCGGACAUCUGAAUAAUCUGCAGAGCCUGAACCUGUCUGGAAACAGUCUCGUGGGUAGAAUACCUCGAGAGCUCAGCAGCUGCAAGUCCCUUGUGGUCCUUGAUCUUUCACACAACAAGAUAUCUGGAGUUCUUCCUCCGGAUCUCGGCAAUCUUUCCGACCUUACAGCGCUCUGCCUGUCCGAUAACCGGCUGUGGGGAUCCAUCCCCGAGGAGUUGGGCCGCUUGACUAAUUUGGUUGUGCUAGAGAUGGAGUCGAAUAUGCUGACAGGACAAAUUCCGUGGCAGCUGGGGAAUUUGACGAGUUUGGGCUUCCUGAAGCUGGCGGACAACAGCUUGGUCGGUACUCUUCCGCCUUCAUUGGGAAAUUGCAGAAAGUUACAAUACGCUCUGCUGGGGGGAAAUCUGUUUUCUGGUAGCAUUCCACCGGAGCUCGGGAGCCUGGGAGAUUUGCAGUUUCUUUCAGUAUAUGGUCGCAGCGGGGACACUAACCAACUCAGUGGAGCUGUCCCGGCCGAAAUUGGAAAUUGUACUUCGUUGAGGGCUAUAGAAUUUCGAGAUAACAGAUUAGUCAGUCUCCCGAGCACCAUCGGUCUGUUGUCGAACUUGCAGUACAUUCUCUUUGCCAAGAACAGGCUCACUGGCACCCUUCCACCGGAGUUGUGGAACUGCACGAAUCUGCAGUGGCUGGACUUCACGAACAACAACUUGAGCGGAAGCAUUCCUCCGGAAAUAGGGAAUCUCAGAGCGGUGACCAAACUGGAAUUGGCUGCGAAUUUUCUCAGCGGAGAGAUUCCGAAGGAGCUGUUCGAGCUCACGAGUCUGACUUACCUGCAGCUGUGGAAUAACACCUUGAGCGGCGCAAUUCCCCCGGACAUCGGCAAGCUCAAACAUCUGCAGAACUUCAACAUCGGAAUGAAUCUGAUCACCGGUCCGCUGCCCGACGAGAUCGGGCUCCUGUCGGAGCUGGAAUCCCUCUCCAUGUACGUGAACGGCAUCACAGGGCCCGUGCCCAGCAGCCUGGGCCAAUGCUCGAAGCUCAAGGUGCUGAAUCUGGGCACCAACUCCAUCAACGGCACGAUUCCGAUGGAAGCUUUGGGCCCUCUGACGGAGCUGGAGGUUCUCCACCUCGACACGAACUUCCUCGUGGGGGAGAUCCCCGACCUGCUGGCUGUGAAGCUGACUCGCUUGAGGUUCCUCUUCCUGUACUCCAACAUGCUCACGGGGUCCAUACCGCCGUCGCUGGGCACGCUGAGCAACUUGACCGACCUCUAUCUGCAGAACAAUCUGCUGCAAGGGAGCAUUCCGGACUCACUGGCCGAAUUGCACAGCCUGGUGACGCUCCACCUCGCCAACAACAGCAUGACGGGCUCGAUCCCGGCCGCCAUGUGGAAGAAUGGCUGCUCGUCGCUGCAAGUCCUCGACAUCGAGAGCAACCGAUUCCAAGGACCUCUGACCCCGUGUCUGGGCAAUUGCUCCAAGCUGCAAGUCGUGCGCAUGGGCAACAACUCCCUGACGGGCGACAUAAGCACCGUGGAUUUCAGCCGGCUCUCGUCCCUCAUGUCCCUGUCGCUGGCCUUGAACACCUUCACCGGCAGCAUCCCCCCCACGCUGCAGAGCUGCUCGAGUCUGGUGCUCCUGGAUCUCAGCAGGAAUCAGCUCAGCGGCCCCAUUCCGGACUUCUCCGCUGCCGCCGGAGGGCUCAGAGGCUUGCAGGUGCUGAGCCUCCGGAGCAACAACCUCACGGGGCCAAUUCCGUCGUGGAUAUGGCGGCUUCCGAGGCUGCAGGUGCUCGACCUCUCGCAGAAUUUCCUGGCCGGGAGCAUUCCCGGACCUGCGCUCUUCGGGCUCUUGGCGUACCAGAGUCGGGAUACGGGGAAAUCGUCGAUUCGCGCCAAUGCCACCAGCAACUUUCUGCAGUUUCUGCUCACCAUCAAGGGCCAGGAGUGGUCGUACUCGUACGUGCUGCUGGCCGCCACGGCCAUCGACCUCUCGUCCAACAGCCUCACGGGCUUCAUCCCUCCGGAGCUCGGCGCUCUCGUGGGCCUGCGGUAUCUCAACCUGUCCGGCAACCAGCUCGAGGGCCCGAUUCCCGCAAUCGGGUCGAUGACGGAUCUGGAGCAGCUCGAUCUCUCGAACAACGAGCUCUCGGGGCCGAUUCCUGCCACUCUGGCGGAUUUGAGGUCCUUGGGCGUUCUGAUUCUCAUCAACAACAAUCUGUCGGGUCCCAUCCCCGGGGGCCUGCUAUCGACGCGGUUCCCGAAUUCGUCCUACGUGCCGGGCAACGAGGGCCUCUGCAGCCUCCCUCUGACCAAAGAGUGCGCUUCCAAUUUUAACCCCAGGCUCACGAACUUCCACUCGCCCGAGAAGAAUCCCUUAACUCCGUCGCAGCUCGACGAGCCUCCGAUGCUCAGCGGCGGCGGCGGCAAUGGCGGCCCCGAGGCCUCUGUGUUCGGGCCUCUGUCGGACACGGUCUCCGUCCCCGCCGUGGCCAUCGGCGUGGCGGUCGGCUUCUUCUCCGUCCUCGCAAUCAUCGUCUUCAAUCGCGCGGUGUGGGAUUUCAUGUUCGUUCUCCCGACUCGCCGUAUGCCUACAAGGGUCUACAAUGUGCCUUACGGGCUCUUCAGACCCCGAACUUUCGAAGCAGCCCGAGAGUGAGUCCGUGGAUUUUUGCAUCUUCUGUCUUCUGGUCGUGUAUGUCCCCAUGUCUGUCUGUCGAUUGAUCAGAAGGUUUUACAAAAAGAUUGGCAUUCGGAGUCCGGGGAGGCCUUGAAGGCCUGCAGAUAUUUAAGCCUACCCUGAACCAGACUGCAAGCGAGAAGACUAAGACCAAGGUUUGCCUGCUGCUCGUCGUCCGCUGUGGAAGGAUCUCGCAGCAUUCUUGGCACCACUCAGAGAGGCAUUGAACAGAUUUCGAUCAAAGAGAUCACGCUAUUGUAUUGUGAAUCCCGAGCGUACCUCAGAAUCGGCCGCAAACAGGUCACACAAUGGGAACGGAGUUGAUCAACUCCUAAACCCUUUCCACCCUCAAUCCGUGAGAUGUGAUGUGAGACCAAUCCUGUCUUAGAUCGAGAAAGAUCGAGAAAGAGCUUUAGCUUAGCGUACAGUGAAAGGAAAGUGGAGUAGAGGUAGAGUAGUAUCAAGAUGUCUCUGCGGACAGCUGCGAUUUGGGGAGGCAUUCCGAGUUUCUUUCAACAGAAAUCCUGGAAAUUGGAUGGUGAAAGCUUCACAGAUGUUUCCUCGGACCUCACAAGAUGAACCUGCAAAACUCUUUCUGAUGAGAGAAACGCACAUCUUUUGUCUCGAGCGUCUGGACUCCAUCAUACUCCGUUGAUGUGAUCACUGGCGAUGAUCUAGAAUGGCUGGUAAGUGGCCUUCACGCCCGCGCAGACCAAUCUCGGCUGAGUACUGAAUUUGUUUCUGGCCUGAGGGUGUGGAUCCCGAUCCUCUGUCUCCGACCACUAAUUGAUUCUUCCAUCGGAUGGAAAGCAGAGCUUGGUAUCAAGUUGAAACCAACCAAACGAAUCCUACGAAGUCAACUGCACUGGAGCAACUCCCCGCUGCCGUUUAAGAAUGAGGAAAUCUAAGCUGAGUACAGUUCCUUCAAUUUGAAACAAUUGUGUGAAGAAGCUUGCAUGGACUGGUACAAAAUGUUCAUGACGGAUGCCAACGAGUAAGAUGAACUUGGAUGAGAUGACCUGAACAGUGAGUUUCAUACUUUCUGCUAGCAGAUUGUCCAUUCCCUCCACCCCAUCGGAAUGAAGUUCAAGGGCAGAGGUUCAUGAAAUACAUGUCAACUCUCACCGAAGAAGAGAGAACAAGGGCAAGCCUCUGAGAAGCCACGACAGUUCGUUAGACAUCUCUCUGCCAGUCAGUCCUGCAACAAAUUUGGACAAAGCAAGACCCAGUUUAAACGUUGUAUGGAGAGUGUAGACAAAUUUUGCGAAUGUAUCCAUAAUUUCUUGAGAUCAUAUUGAUACACUAACAUACCAUGCAAG
Messenger RNA from Marchantia polymorpha subsp. ruderalis, 5245 nucleotides. Lineage: Eukaryota; Viridiplantae; Streptophyta; Marchantiopsida; Marchantiales; Marchantiaceae. The record is from the annotation of a GenBank genome assembly.